Molecule: messenger RNA, 5482 nt
Organism: Pseudophryne corroboree (corroboree frog)
Lineage: Eukaryota; Metazoa; Chordata; Amphibia; Anura; Myobatrachidae
Gene: ZNF335
Product: zinc finger protein 335
Exons: 30
Coding region: 466-4977 (1503 amino acids)
Biological process (GO): positive regulation of neurogenesis; positive regulation of transcription by RNA polymerase II; brain development
Cellular component (GO): nucleus
Molecular function (GO): RNA polymerase II cis-regulatory region sequence-specific DNA binding
Source: RefSeq, a predicted model, not a curated record
ACUUAUGCAGCAAACUACUCCUUUCCACAUCAAACAUGGCUGCCCAAGUUCAAGACCUACUCCUUAUGUUUACUCAAAGGCAUUAAAAAUAUUGGAGGCCCAUAGUAUCACUCCGCCGCUUAACUGUAUAGUCCCAAUUUCCAGUCAUGGAAUCGGAAGUAAAUUCCAUUUAGACAUCUGACAUUCUUUAUAUAAUACAAUUUUAGAAACAACCGUGAGCAACACCAUAACAAGUAAAAAAGGGAAAAAAGUGUGCGUCAAUUAAAAAAGAUCCGGUUCGGAGAGCGGAGUGAUCCGUUGCUGUCCUCGUAGGUGCCGGAGUGGACAUCGGAGAAAGUCUUGUGAAGGGUGUUGUGGGGCUGGCGGAGUCGGUAGCCGCGGUGGAAAAGAGUGUAAACAGUAAUGGCUUCAUUCGUUCAGAUGUAGUUUUGUGGAGUACUUCAGUACUGUACCAGUAAUCCUACGAUGGAUAAUGAGAGGGGAAUUAUACAGCAAGCUACUACUGACGGCAUUCAAGAGGAAACCACUGCAGCAUUGGGUACAGAUGGCUAUGCCCAACCAAACCCACAUGUUCUACCAUCACAAGAAACCAGAAAGGCAACAGAUGUACAGAGACUAGCUUUAAAUUCACAUAUAGAAAAACAAGAAUCAAACCUUAACCUCAAUUCAAAUGAAAUGCAAACACAAUAUGCAGAUGGAAAUGCAAGGUCAGAUGAAGUUGAGGUACAGGAGACAACCAUUAGACCGAGCAUAGAUCACAGGGACACAGAGGGAUCACAUGAACAGACCAAUGAGGAAAUUGAUAGAUCAGGAACAUCUGAUAAUAAUAUAGGCGCAUCUGAGAUUGAUAUGCAACAAAUCCCAAAAAUCAUAGUUCCACAAGACAUUGUGUCAGAGCCAUCAGAACCAAGCACAAGCAACGUAGACGUGCAAGAGAUUUGUAUAAAGCAUAAUCCAGAUAACGUGGAUAUUCAGCAGCCUGCAGCGAGUCCCAGUAGAAUCAGCAUUCCAGAUCCUCCUGAGAACCAGAGCGUGGACUCCUCAGCCACAGUGGUGCCAGAUGUUUCCACGGGUCACGAUUACACUACCAGUAAUCCUACGAUGGAUAAUAAGAGGGGAAUUAUACAGCAAGCUACUACUGAUGGCAUUCAAGAGGAAACCACUGCAGCAUUGGGUACAGAUGGCUAUGCCCAACCAAACCCACAUGUUCUACCAUCACAAGAAACCAGAAAGGCAACAGAUGUACAGAGACUAGCUUUAAAUUCACAUAUAGAAAAACAAGAAUCAAACCUUAACCUCAAUUCAAAUGAAAUGCAAACACAAUAUGCAGAUGGAAAUGCAAGGUCAGAUGAAGUUGAGGUACAGGAGACAACCAUUAGACCGAGCAUAGAUCACAGGGACACAGAGGGAUCACAUGAACAGACAAAUGAGGAAAUUGAUAGAUCAGGAACAUCUGAUAAUAAUAUAGGCGCAUCUGAGAUUGAUAUGCAACAAAUCCCAAAAAUCAUAGUUCCACAAGACAUUGUGUCAGAGCCAUCAGAACCAAGCACAAGCAACGUAGACGUGCAAGAGAUUUGUAUAAAGCAUAAUCCAGAUAACGUGGAUAUUCAGCAGCCUGCAGCGAGUCCCAGUAGAAUCAGCAUUCCAGAUCCUCCUGAGAACCAGAGCGUGGACUCCUCAGCCACAGUGGUGCCAGAUGUUUCCACGGGUCACGAUUACACUGAGGCAAUAUCAAACGCACAGAUGCUUGCUUGUCAGCCUGACUCCUGCUCUGUACCUGGGGUAUGCAGUAUCUGUCAGUCAUUGCUCACCCAAAAUCCUCGCUCAGUCCUAUUGCCCUCUGAGGUCUCAGUUGCUGCCUAUUCUGCAAACUCUGCUGUGGAUCAGAUAAUACAUGGCUCAAUCAACCCACAGCUUAUUCAGGGCUGCAUUGUUACAAGCACUGAAGGCAGAAAUUCUGAGAUUACCCAAUACCUGAUCCUGCAGGAACCAGAGGGUGCUUCUACUAAUUAUCCCAUGACGGUGGGCUCCAUUGCUGCUGGUGAGAUGCCCCCAUCACGUUCAUCAGGCGUUGCUGAGACAUUGUCUGACUUGGAGGCUCUGGAAGGGAUGAUGGAAGUGGUCGUGGUCCAGCAGUAUAAGUGCAAGAUGUGCCAAUACAAAAGCGUGUCUAAAUCAACCCUCCUCCGCCAUGUGAAAGAGCGACAUAUGAAGACAGUCAGCAAAGAUGAAAAAGAAUCCCGCAAAAUGGUACGACCCCGAGAAGAAGAGGAAGAAGACGAUAUUGUGGAUGCAGGAGCCAUAGAUGAUCCUGAUGGUGACAGUGAUUACAGUCCAGGAGAAGAUGUAACCCGGAAUCACCAGUUUAUUUCAGUUAAUGGCGCUUUAGCAAAAGAAAGGCCACGUAGACGACCAGGACGACCACGCAAAGUUCCACGAAUACAAGGUCCUGAGCUAGAUAGUGGUCCUCCACCAAUGUCAACAACUGACAACCAAGCAGAGAUUAAUAUUAUCCUCUCUGACCUUGAAAACAAGGACCCCUCCUCUUGUCCUCCCCAAGAAGAGCAGAAACCACCAACUCGACCACGUGGACGUCCGCCCAAACACUUCAGAGGUAGAAAGUAUCAUCGAUAUAGAGGUCGGAGGUAUUAUAAACCACAAAGUAAACCAUUGCUCAGACCUUUUAUCUGUCGUGUCUGUGGCUCCCGCUUUCUUACACAACAAGAUUAUACAUUCCACGUGAACUCGCAUGAUGGCAAUGAACCUCAAAUAUUUCGGUGCCAGCAAUGUAACUACCAAUGCAGAAGGUGGUCUUCACUAAAGGAGCACAUGUUUAAACACCAGGGAAGCAAACCACAUAAAUGUGAUCAAUGUGAGUACACAAGUGUGUACAAGAAGGAUGUGAUCAGACACUCUGCAGUGCACCAGCAAGAGCGAAAGAAAAAACCUUUACUGACUGUGAAGUCCACCUCAUAUCCGUGUCCUGUGUGUAACCGUGUAUAUAACAUGCAAAAGCGGCUGACACAGCACAUGAAGACACACAGUAGCGAGAAACCACACAUGUGUGACAAGUGUGGUAAAGCCUUUAAGAAGCGAUACACAUUUAAAAUGCACCUUUUAACUCACCUACAUUGCGUGGACGAGAACAGGUAUAAAUGUGAGUUUUGUGAGUACAUGUGUGAAGACAGAAAGCAGCUUCUGUCUCACCAGCUCACUCACAUGAAUGACAAGCCAUUCGAAUGCAAUCAGUGCAAGUAUCAUACAUUCCGCCAAGAUUUCCUACUUUCUCACCAGGCAACCAAACAUGCAGGUGGAAAGCCCUUUGCCUGUGAUUAUUGCCACUUUUCUACCAAGCACAAGAAGAACCUACGCCUGCAUGUUCAGUGUAAACAUGCACACCUUUACCAAGAAUGGUUUCAGCGCCACCCUGAGGAAACACCUUGUCGCCGCCGCCCCUUUUUCUCUCUUCAGCAGAUUGAGGAGCUGAAACAGCUGCAUGAGCAUUCAGAGGCCCAGGGUCCAUCAGAACAAGGAGAGAACCCACCCAGAGAGCUUACAUAUCACAUGCUUCACCAACCCUCCCAGGAGGAAGGACAGGCACAGAAUACAAUGGAAGCUGCUACUAUAAUAUAUGAACAAGGUGGAGAAGGUGACGAACUCGCAACACAGGCUGCUCUUGAUCUGCUUUUGAAUAUGAGUAACCAAAGAGAUGGCUCUGGAGGUGCAUUGCAAGUGGCUGUGGUAAAAUCUGCGCCCUGUAUGGACAGCCACAUGUCAGAAGUUACAUCUCAGGAGCCACAUAUGGCUCAGGUUCUAACAUUACAUAUGGAUGAGAGACAAGUGACAGAUGUGCAAGAAGUUGGUUAUGAGGAGACUGGCAUUCCAGACACUGGCUAUGAUGGAACGGUGCAACAGAUUACUAUAAAUGCAGCGUACAGCACUGCAGAGUACAACCUUAUUAAUGCUGAGCGCAUGCAGACACAGCUAUGCAGUGAUAAUGAGGCAUCUCCUAGAUUUUCCCAGACACUCCUGGCAGAGAAUGGAAAAGACAAGAAUGCUCUUCAGAUCCUAAACAAGCCACAGCAACCACAAAAUGCUCCAAAUCCACCUCAGCCGCCAUCUGCAACAAAAAAGUUUUCCUGUAAAAUUUGCAAUUCUGCAUUCUGGGGUCGAGCAGAAAUGGAGAGUCAUAAAAGAUCUCAUGUUGAAGGCGGUAGUGGAUUUAAAUGCCCAGAUUGUGAGUUUGGUGCUGAAACAUGGCCCGAGAUCAGGGAUCACAUGUCUCUGCACUCUGACCUCCGGCCUCACCGCUGCACGCAGUGUAGUUUUGCUUCUAGGAAUAAGAAAGACCUAAGUAGACAUGCAAUGACACACACCAACCACAGGCCACAUUCCUGUCAUUUGUGUGGACAGAGAUUUAAUAGAAAAGGUCAUUUAAAGUUCCACAUCCAGCGGUUACACACUGGGGCGAAUAUGGAGCAGCCUGAGCAGGCACAACAUACAUCUGCGCCGACCAUGGAUGAAGGGCACAUCUACCUUACUCAGGAGGGACCAGUGGGCGACCAGGAAAAUACAGCUUAUAUUCAGGAAAUCACAACAGCUGAUGGACAGACCCUGCAGCAGCUGGUUACGGCAGAUAACCAGGUACGAUACAUUAUUUCUCAGGAAGGAGUCCCUCAUCUGAUCCCACAGGAGUAUGUUGUGCUCCCAGAUGGCCAUCAUUUUCAGGUUCAGGAUGGGCAGAUUACUCACAUUCAGUAUGAACCAGGAGGACCAUUUAUUCCAGACCCUCAGAUUCACUUUGUGCCCAUGUCACCCACUCAGCAACUUCUCACACAGGAACAGCUUGAGGCUGCUGCACACUCUGCUGUUACAGCUGUGGCAGAUGCAGCAAUGGCUCAGACUGUGUAUACCACGGAGACAGAGUCAGCUCUACAGCAGGAAAUACAGUAUGAUGUCAUCACUCUGGCGGAAUGAUGGGUCUGGGAGAUGAGUGAUUAUGGUUGACUUUGUUCCCUCUGAUGUCAUCAGACUGUGCUGCCAUUUGUAGCACUUGUGUUCAUUGUUGUGCAACGAUUACAAAACUUGGCUUCCAGACAAGGAGAGGACUUGACGUGCUAAUGGAUGAGAACAUUCGCCAUGCUGAAGUGAAUAUGGAUGUUACAGAAUAGGUUUUGCUAUUCCAUAUAAUGUUUUUAGCUCUCUUGAGUUUGAAAGCGGUUGUUCGAUUUGCUCUGUGUCUCAACAGGGGAGAGUUGCUGGGGAAACUGCUUGCAAUGACUCCACUGCACUAUGUUCUUUCAUGGCCCGGCUAAUGAUUGAUCUUUCUAAUGCAAGCAAAUGUUUCGUCUUCUUUUGUUUAAAACAAAAUGGAUACAGAUCUGGUGAUGCAUAAUCAUAUUCAAUAAUAGAAAUCAAUAUUAAACAUUGCAACACUGCUCUUUCCCCUCUUAUGGUGCAAGAACUGGUGUCUGAUCUGUGA